Molecule: messenger RNA, 2153 nt
Organism: Rhagoletis pomonella (apple maggot)
Lineage: Eukaryota; Metazoa; Arthropoda; Insecta; Diptera; Tephritidae
Exons: 1
Coding region: 242-1894 (550 amino acids)
Source: RefSeq, a predicted model, not a curated record
AUUUUUUAAUAUUGAGAUUAAAAAGAUGGCACGCUAUUUAAGCGGUACUUAGUAGCUUAUUAAGUUUCUACUGAAAUUCAGUUUUCCGUCGGCAGCUCAUAUUUACGGUACCUCGGCUGAGCUGAAAAUCGUUUGUUGCAUGUCACCAACGUUGAUCAAACAUUUUGAAAUAAUUGGAACUGUGGAGAUUUCCACUGAAAGGAAACGACUUUAAGCUAAAGGAAAUAUUGCGAAGGUAAAAAUGGCGAUCGAUAUUUUAAAGAAACAAGAACAAGCUAGGCAACGACGCUAUUCACGAUCAAAAUUUAGUCGCGUCAAUUCUUUGGAUCAAAUUCCAGAAGAUCCUACCCAGGAUCAGCAUUCAGUGGCAACAGAUUCAUAUAAACAUUCAGCUGCGGUACAUAAAACGCAAUCGUUGCAUAAAACACCGACAACCAUUUGCACUGCUAUGCGUCAAGUACUUCUGUUUUGGCCGCAACUGCUAAUCAAUUUAGCAUUUACGAUCAUUCGGUUCAUCGUUUACUUACCGUUAUCAAUAGCCGCACCAAGCUUCUGGCUUUCGGCUUUAUUGUGGAUGUUCUUGAAGUUUAUCCGUAUACCUAUAGCACUAGUAAAAUGGCUAUUAAAUGUCGAUUCCCUGAUGGACUUAUCAACGGAUGGACCGCAACACCAUAAACGUACGGUGCUCAUUAGUUGUGGUAGUACCAUUCAAACUUUGCAUUUAGCUCGUAACUUUUACUCAUCCGGCUCACGCGUGGUGGUAUUCGAAUUCGAAGGUCUAUUCGGAUUGGCGCGCUUCUCCACUGCUGUGGAUAAAUUUUAUAUUGUGCCCAGACCAAGUUCUAAUAAUGUGGAUAGCUAUAUAUCUGCUUUAUGUCAGAUUGUCAGCAAAGAGAAACCAUCCGUUUAUAUACCAGUUUGUGCAACCAGUCCAGCCUACUACGAUGCACUGGUGAAGCAACAUUUAGAGCUGCUCGGUUGCGCCAGCUUCAUUCCGGGUUUCAAUGAGACUAGAGUCUUGGACGAUUGCCUUGAAUUUUUCAAAAAAUGUGCAGCUCAUAAUAUUACCUUGCCGCCCUACUCUGUGCUCACUUCGCCAGAUGAUCUUCAACAAUUAUACGAGAACAACUUUAUCAAUAAUUUCCGAAAUAUCCUAAUGGCAGCCGGUUUUCAAGGUUUAAUCGAACGUUUCAAGUAUUUAUUGCCGAACAACAGAAUGGACUUCAAAUUUAAUCACCAGAUAAGUGAAAAGGAAAAGUGGAUUGUGAUACGUGACUUGCCAGGGGAACACUAUGUCACCUGCACAACGGUUAAAGACUCGCGCGUCGUAUCAAAUGUUACCUGCCGAGUUGAACACGAAACGAAGAAUUUAAUGCCAAUUGGCCCACCCAAUACAAAUAAUCCCACUAUCAUGUCGGACGAGGCGCAAAUUGACAUUUGGCUCAAGACGUUCUUUGCCAAGGUGCGCUUUCAGCGUGGCAUAAAUGGACAUAUGAGCUUCCGACUGAUUAAAUGUCAGGGUACAUCGCAAUUUAUACCGCUAGGCGUACGUGUUGGCGUCUCUUUACCAUACAUCUGCUACAAUCGUUCCCAUGCUCAAGUACUCUGCCGAACUAUGAAGUGCAUACAUCGAAGACAACUAAGUUUUACCAACCUAGAUGAGGAAUCUUCAUUGGCGGCUUUGACAGCAAGCUUCCGCUGGAGCUCCAAAGAACGCUCCACUCCGACAACUGUGUUGGACAAAAGAGAAGCUUUGUUCGCUUAUUGGGAUCCGCUGCCAUAUUGUGCUUACUAUCACUUUCAGUUGCCUCUCAAAUCUGUCAAGAUGUUCUUGCAAAGACGCCACCGAUCUACAAAGACCUUAUCGCCACGAAUCACAAUGCCAGUUCAUUGAACACAGUGCAUUGAGCAAAACGCGGUGCAUUUAAAGUAAAGGCAUAUUGCCUAUUUUACGGCAAGCAAACGUGCGCUGCCCUUGGGAGAGAUCAAUACAUACAUACAUAUUUACAUAUGCAUAUAAAUGAUUGCUAAGGAUACAUAUGUAUGUAGCUGUGUGUACGUAUUUAUGUAUCUGCAACCAUUUUCCCAACAUAACAACUAAUUACUUCCGUUCACUAAGAGAAAAAAAAGCGAUCGAGUACAAAAAAAAAACA